CCAACUACCACCGCCCACCUCUUUAUUUCCUAUUUCAUCACUCAGAAAUUAAUACCUUAGGAGAGCACAACGUUGAAUUUCUUCACUCAAUUUCUUUUAAGGCUCGAUCAAUUUCCUCUAUUGAUUGCUUUCAAUGGCUCAAGAGCCCCUAAACCCAGAAGAGGUUGUUCUUGGAGAAGAGAGAGGGCAUGUUAGAUCGAUCACCUUAAACCGGCCUCGCCAAUUGAAUGUUAUCUCAUCCAAAGUGGUUAAAUUGCUAGGUGGUUUUCUAGAAAAAUGGGAAAAAGAUGAUGAUGCAAAGCUAGUGAUAUUUAAGGGGGCUGGACGUGCAUUUUCCGCUGGCGGUGAUCUAAAGAUGUUCUAUGAGGGGAAAUCAGUUGAGGAUGCUUGUCUUGAGGUUGUGUAUCGAAUGUAUUGGCUAUGUUAUCAUAUACACACAUAUAAGAAGCCCACGGUUGCCCUUGUUCAUGGAAUUGUUAUGGGUGGUGGUGGAGUACUGGUUGUUCCAUCGACUUUCUCAGUUGUGACAGAGAAGGCGGUUUUUGCUAUGCCUGAAGCAAGUAUUGGACUUCAUACUGACUGCAGCUUCUCUUACAUUUUCUCGCGCCUUCCAGGGCAUUUAGGGGAAUAUUUGGCCUUGACUGGUGCAAGGCUAAAUGGAAAAGAGAUGAUUUCUGCUGGUCUUGCAACUCAUUUUGUUCCCUCUGAGAAACUCGAAGAACUGGAGAAGCGUUUAUUGAGUCUGAAUUCAGGUGACAAGACUGCAGUACAAUCUGUAAUCGAGGAAUUCUCUCUAAGCGUCCACCCUGAUGAAGAAAGUAUCUUAAACAAGCUUCAAACAAUAAACAAGUGUUUUUCGGAGGAAUCUGUGGAGGAGAUUAUUGCAUCAUUUGAAGAUGAAUCAAGAACUGAAGGAAAUGAAUGGAUAAUCCCGGUUCUCAAAGGGUUAAAGAGAUCAUCACCAACUGGGCUGAAGAUAACUUUAAGAUCGAUCCGAGAAGGGAGGAAGCAAACUCUACCUGAAUGCCUUAAGAAAGAGUACAGACUUACUAUAAACCUGCUAAGAUCUAAGAUCUCUGGUGAUGUGUAUGAGGGCAUUCGAGCCCUUGCCAUAGACAAAGAUAAUGCCCCUAAGUGGGAACCAUCUAAACUCGGAGAAGUGGCCAAUGAGAAGAUUGACCUCGCUUUUCAGCCAUUUAGUACUGAACUGGAACUCCCAAUACCAGCUGAGGACGAAGCUCGCAGAUGGGAUGGGAAGUAUGAGCACUCAGUCUAUCCCAGUCUCAAGGGAAAGUAAUCAGAGUCUCUGUCUGAAAACGAGAGCUAAACAACAGUGGUAGGCGCCGAGCCGAACAUCAUGAUCAAUCAGCUGUUGGUUAUAUAUGUUUGGUUUAUGAUGCUGCUUUCAGUGAUUUCCUACGUGAGGCUAAUAAUGCAUCCAAAGUAUAGUUCCCAUUGUGCUCUGUUAUUGGGUUCAGGUCCAUCUCAAUUGCAUUUUAGGAUUCAGUUUCGUGUUGUGUAAUCGUCUACCAUUUGAGCUUUGAGGAUAUACCGAAUAAAGUUCUCCUUGAAAAUUUU
Messenger RNA from Asparagus officinalis (garden asparagus), 1578 nucleotides. Its product is annotated as 3-hydroxyisobutyryl-CoA hydrolase-like protein 5. Bases 134 to 1297 code for a protein of 387 amino acids. The record is from RefSeq and is a predicted model, not a curated record. Gene Ontology annotation, molecular function: 3-hydroxyisobutyryl-CoA hydrolase activity. Gene Ontology annotation, biological process: L-valine catabolic process. The transcript is spliced from 16 exons. NCBI's taxonomy places the organism in Eukaryota, Viridiplantae, Streptophyta, Magnoliopsida, Asparagales, Asparagaceae.